This is a messenger RNA of Betta splendens (Siamese fighting fish), 5594 nucleotides long. RefSeq names its product amylo-alpha-1, 6-glucosidase, 4-alpha-glucanotransferase a (gene agla). Gene Ontology annotation, biological process: glycogen biosynthetic process; glycogen catabolic process. The coding region runs from base 194 to 4804 and encodes 1536 amino acids. The transcript is spliced from 35 exons. Gene Ontology annotation, molecular function: amylo-alpha-1,6-glucosidase activity; 4-alpha-glucanotransferase activity. The record is from RefSeq and is a predicted model, not a curated record. Lineage: Eukaryota; Metazoa; Chordata; Actinopteri; Anabantiformes; Osphronemidae.
CGUCUGUUUUGUCGGGGUAUUACGGUAAUCGGUCUCGGCCUGCAGACCACGCCCCCCAGGUCAGCCUCCGUCCACACAGGAAAACAGCCGAGCUUCUGUUCCACCGCUAACUGUUCUCCUGUUGCUGUGGCCAAGCGAAGACACAACUGACAGGAGAGCAGAGAUCAUUUCACUUUGACGAGAUCUUCAUAAGAUGUUGCCUCAACACCUGAAGCAGAUUCGAGUCCUAAUGCUCAACGAAAAGGAAAACUUAGAGAGGACACUGUUCAGACUUGAACAAGGGUUUGAACUGCAGUUCCGCCUGGGCCCAAGCCUUCAGGGCAGGAAGGUUAUGGUGCACACAAACUACCCACUGGAGGGGCAGCAGUUCAAACGACACAUCUUCCGUGUUCUGGAUUGGAAUUACCCGUCGGGGAAAGAAGAUGACUCUGAUAAAUUCUGCUCCCUGGACCUGAAGACAGCUGGGUCCUAUCAGUACUAUUUUGGAUGUGGAGACACAGAGCGGUCAGGGGGAGGAUACAUUGUGGUUGACCCAGUUCUUCGUGUUGGAUCAGACAACCAAGUCCUUCCGCUGGACUGCAUUACCAUUCAGACCUACCUGUCAAAAUGCCUGGGCCACUUGGAUGAUUGGCCAGAUAGGCUUAGAGUAGCCAAGGAGUCAGGGUACAACAUGAUCCACUUCACUCCUCUGCAGACUCUAGGAGUGUCCAGGUCCUGCUACUCUCUAGCUGAUCAGCUGGCCUUCAACCCUGACUUCAGCCCAGAGGGUCAGCGCUAUAGCUGGGAAGAUGUGGGAAUGCUGGUUGAGAAGUUAAGGAAAGAGUGGAGCAUGCUGUCUAUUACAGAUGUGGUGUACAAUCACACUGCUGCCAACAGCAAGUGGAUACGAGAACAUCCAGAGUGUGGUUACAAUCUGGUGAAUUCCCCCCACCUGCGCCCAGCCUGGGUCUUAGACAGAGCUUUAUGGCAUUUGACCACCAGAAUUGCGGAGGGACGUUACAAGGCAAAAGGCCUUCCUGCUGACAUCACCAGCCAGAGUCAUCUGAAUGCCAUUCGUACAGUGAUGCAUCAGGAUCUCUUUCCUGAGAUCAAGCUGUGGGAGUUCUACCAGGUCAAAGUGGAAAGUGCCGUGGAACAGUUUCGGAUCCUUCUGAAAAAUGGCAGUAAGCCAGAUCGUAGUAAGACUGGGGGGAAACAUGGCCUGAAGAUCACCCAGGACCUGCUGUACCGUCGCUACGGCAACACAGUGGACAUGGACUCUGCUCUGGAGACGUUUGUACCUCACAGCUCCUCCCCACAGCACAUUGAAGAAUGCUGUGAUUGGCUUAGACAAAAACUGAAUGAGCUGAAUGCCGAACACCUCCAGGUCGUCCAGCAGCAUCAGGAGCAGGCUGUCAACUGUGUUUUGGGAAAUGUAACUUAUGAGCGUCUGGCUGAUCAUGGACCUAAACUGGGGCCUGUUACCAAGGAGAACCCUCUGGUGACCAGGUAUUUCACCUUCCCAUAUCAAGACAUGACUCUGGAGCAAGAGAUGGAGCUUCUGAACCAGCCAGACAAGAUGUGUCACUGCUUGGCUCAUAAUGGUUGGGUGAUGGGGGAUGAUCCACUGCGCAACUUUGCUGAGCCAGGCUCAAACGUGUACCUGCGCCGGGAGCUGAUCUGUUGGGGUGACAGUGUCAAACUGCGCUAUGGCAACGGACCUGAAGACUGUCCGUACCUGUGGGCCCACAUGCAGAAGUACACUGAGAUCACAGCCAAGUAUUUCCAUGGAGUCAGACUGGACAACUGCCACUCCACACCGCUGCAUGUGGCUGAGGCUAUGCUAGAUGCAGCCAGAGCGGUCAGACCCAAUCUAUAUGUGAUAGCUGAGCUAUUUACAGGCAGCGAGCUGAUUGACAAUGUGUUUGUAAAUCGGCUGGGAAUUAGCAGCCUGAUACGAGAGGCCAUGUCAGCUGGUGACUGCCACGAGGAGGGCCGACUAGUCUAUCGUUACGGAGGUGAGCCAGUGGGAGCCUUUGUUCAGCCCAGUCUCCGUCCACUGAUCCCCUCCAUUGCACACGCCAUGUUCCUUGAUGUGACGCAUGACAAUGAGUGCCCCAUACAGCUUCGCUCAGCGUUGGACUCUCUGCCCAGUUCAGCUGUUGUCUCCAUGGCCUGCUGUGCUACUGGCUCCACCAGAGGAUACGAUGAAUUAGUACCACACCAGAUCUCUGUCGUGAAGGAAGAGCGUUUCUACCCCAAGUGGAAUGCGACUGCACCAGCCUCCUCAGCCAGUGAAGUGGGACCUCACUCUGGCAUCAUAGCUGGGAAACUGGCACUGAACAAGCUUCACCAGGAGCUAGCUGCCCAAGGAUUUAUACAGGUGUAUGUAGACCAGGUUGAUGCAGACAUAGUUGCGAUUACCCGCCACUGUCCCGUCACCCACCAGUCUGUGGUAGCAGUGUGCAGGACGGCUUUCAAGGACCCCAAGGUUCACCAGUAUGAUGCCAACGUCCCACCUAUGUUCAUACCUGGAAAGAUCGAGGAAGUGAUACUGGAGGCCAGGACAGUGGAAAGGAACGUUGGCAUCUACAGGAAAGAUGACGACUACAUCAACGGCAUGCCAGAAUACACAGUGGAAAUCAAAGAGCACAUAGCUUUACAGGACAGUAAAGUGGUGAAGCAAGCUGGGGUGACAUCUAAAGGUCGGUCUGAGUUUGUGCAGGAAAUCAGCUUCCAGAAGCUGACACCUGGCAGCGUCAUCGCCUUCAGGGUGAGUCUGGACCCAAAGGCCCAGAAGGUGGUGGGGGUCCUCAGGUACUACCUGUCCCAGUUCAGCCCAAAGUACAAGCGAGGCAGUGUUGCAGAUGAGAACCCACCUGAGGCGCUGCGAAAGCCGCUGUCACAACUCAUGUCCAAACUGACCUUAGCAGACAUGAAUGUCCUGUUGUUCCGCUGUGGCUCAGAAGAACAGGAAGAUGGUGGAGGCUGCUACAGCGUCCCCGGUUGGGAGACCUUCAAAUAUGCUGGACUGCAAGGGCUGAUGUCGGUGUUUGCGGACGUCCGUCCGAACAACGACCUGGGCCAUCCUGUGUGCGCUAACCUCAGACAAGGAGACUGGCUGAUAGACUUUGUCUCUAACCGGCUGACGAGCAGAGAGGGACCUCUGGCUCUGGUGGGUCAGUGGUUGGGAGCCAUGUUUGAUUAUGUGAAACACAUCCCUCGCUACCUCAUUCCCUGUUAUUUUGAUGCCAUUCUGGUGUCCACCUACACCACAGCUCUGGAUGCUGCCUACAAACAAAUGUCGAGUUUUGUCCAGAAUGGCUCCAGCUUUGUUCGUCACCUGGCGCUGGGCUCGGUUCAGAUGUGUGGAGUCGGCCGCUUUCCGGCUCUUCCUCUGCUCUCUGUAAACUUAGAGAAUGUCCCCUAUCGCGUCAGUCCGAUCACAGGCCAGAAGGAGCAGUGCUGUGUAUCUCUUGCUGCAGGUCUUCCUCAUUUCUCCUCUGGAAUUUUCCGCUGCUGGGGCAGAGACACUUUCAUUGCGCUCAGAGGAUUGAUGCUUCUUACUGGAAGACACACUGAGGCUCGGAACAUCAUCCUGGCUUUUGCUGGAACCCUGCGUCACGGUUUGAUUCCCAACCUGCUGGGCGAGGGACGCUGCGCUCGGUACAACUGUCGCGAUGCUGUGUGGUGGUGGCUGCAGUGCAUCCAGGACUACGCUACCCAUGUUCCCCAAGGUCAUGAAAUUCUUAACUGCCCAGUUACACGGAUGUACCCUACUGACGACUGUGAGCCAUGCAAACCUGGAGAGGUGGAACAGCCCCUGUACGAUGUGAUCCAAGAGGCUUUGCAGUGCCACCUACAGGGAAUCUCCUUCAGAGAGAGAAAUGCUGGACCCAAGAUAGACAUGAACAUGAGAGAUGAAGGCUUCAGUGUGACGGCCAAGGUGGACCCAGCCACUGGCUUCGUCACCGGGGGGAACCGCUUUAACUGUGGCACCUGGAUGGACAAAAUGGGAGAGAGUGAGAGAGCUAGGAACAAAGGCAUGCCAGCUACUCCGAGAGACGGAGCAGCAGUCGAGAUAGUUGGUCUCAGUAAGUCAGCUGUUCGCUGGGUGGUGGGUCUCCAUGCCAAAGGACUGUAUCCCUACGAUGGAGCUAAAGUGCAAAGAGAAGGUAAAGAAGAGUUUGUCACCUACUCCCAGUGGAACCAGCAGCUCCAACAGUCCUUUGAAGCGGCUUUCUGGGUGUCUGAUGACCCGAACAACCCCCAUGAAAAAAGCCCAGAGCUGGUGCAUAAAAAGGGCAUCUAUAAGGACAGCUAUGGAGCCUCCAGCCCCUGGUGUGACUACCAGCUGAGGCCCAAUUUCACUAUCUCCAUGGUGGUGGCUCCAGAGCUGUUCACGGUGGACAGAGCCUGGAAGGCUUUAGAGGUGGCUGAAAAGAAGUUGCUUGGGCCCCUGGGCAUGAAGACAUUGGACCCAGAUGACAUGGUGUACUGUGGGGUGUAUGACAACGCACUGGACAACGACAACUACAACCUGGCCAAAGGCUUCAACUACCACCAAGGCCCGGAGUGGCUGUGGCCAGUCGGCUAUUUCCUGCGAGCUAAACUCUACUUUGCCACGAAGAUGGGACAAGAAACCUAUGCCCAAACAGUGAACCUCGUUAAAAACGUUCUGUCUCGACACUACACCCACCUGGAGAGGUCUCCCUGGAAAGGCCUGCCAGAGCUGACCAAUGAGAACGGCCAGUACUGCUCAUUCAGCUGUGAGACCCAGGCCUGGUCUCUCGCCAGCGUGCUGGAGGUUCUACACGAUUUCUAGGUGACCUCGGUCGUCUGUGAUGCUGGUGGUCCUCACGCAGCGUAUUUAGAGGUCGAUGGGAGAUGAGAGCCAACUCAGCAUUUAGGAUUUACGUCACUGUUUUUAUCGGUUUAGAUUUUAGAAUAGUGUGGAUAUGUUGAUGCACAUGAAGUAAGUUAAGAGCAAAGUCUUUCUGGUAGUAACAUUACCAGAACUGAGCUGACCACAUGGAACAUACUGGAGCGUUACUUCCAUAGCAGAGAUCAGCACAGGACGAUCAACCCCCACCCCAUAACCUGUAGUGAGUGCUGUUAAAGGGCCUUUUUGUCUCUGCACAUGAUGCCUUUACUCAUUACAACUAAUAUCUCACAAACCUUUUGUCUUCCAGUUUUACCAGGUCAGUCUUUGUGACAGUGUGUUUAGCAAUGCUCUAGGUCUCUAUGCUGGUGGAUGUAAUGCAUGAUGAAUUAUUAAAUCCCAUAUUAUGAUACAAUUUCUCUUCAAAAGGAGAAAUGUGGUGAGUGGCAAAGAAAAUCAGCAGAAACCAUAACGAUUGAUGUGGCAGUAGAAAAGUGUGUGAGCUGGAACUACCCAGUAGACCAGCUUUAACUGCCCAGUAGCUCUCACUGCCCAGUAGACCAGUAUCACGUCAGGCUUCGAUAGAUUGAACUGUUACACGCAGCUGUGGUAUAUGUUAUUAAACAGUGUAUGCUGAGGACACACACCCUCCCUUUGCUUGGACAUCCACUAACUGUCGUCAUUUGCAAAAGUCUUUACUGUGCCACUGCAAAAUAAACAUGAGUCAGCUCCU